Messenger RNA from Colletotrichum abscissum, 648 nucleotides. RefSeq lists its product as uncharacterized. NCBI's taxonomy places the organism in Eukaryota, Fungi, Ascomycota, Sordariomycetes, Glomerellales, Glomerellaceae. The coding region runs from base 1 to 648 and encodes 215 amino acids. The record is from RefSeq and is a predicted model, not a curated record. Gene Ontology annotation, biological process: vesicle-mediated transport. Gene Ontology annotation, cellular component: membrane. The transcript is spliced from 4 exons.
AUGGCGUCCGCUUCUUUCAGAGACUCGAUGAACUCACUGGGUUGGUCAAGACGGGACCAGGACGUGCCCGUCAAUACGGCGCAACAGUCCGGUCUCAUGUCUUCGAUCAAGUCCCUUAACCCCUUUGGAAACAACAGCUAUAUCCAGCUCCCAACAACCGAGGGCGCCGGCGCGCCUCUGCCUGCUGCCAACAGGAGGGAAGAGGAGGAGGGCUUCGCAACGCUGAGUCGAUGGGAUCGUUUACUCAUUUUUGGUGCCUGCAACCUGGGCGCCCUUGCCUGCUUCGUCAUCUGCUUCGCCUUGUUCCCGGUAGUAGCGGUGCGGCCGCGCAAGUUUGUGAUUCUAUGGACACUUGGCUCCCUCCUGUUCCUGGCGUCCUUCGCGGCCGUCAUGGGCCCGAUGGCGUACGUGAAACACCUUGUCUCCGGCCAGCGUUUGCCUUUCACUGCUGCCUACUUCGGAUCGCUUGGGCUUUCCAUGUACUUCUCUCUCGGUCUUCACAGCACCAUUUUGACCUUGAUCUCGGCUGUCAUCCAACUGGCUUGCCUUGUUUGGUACCUAGUCAGCUACUUCCCCAUGGGCUCGAGUGGACUGCGCCUGGCCACCACGUUUGGCGCCAGAAGGGCUGCUGCCUGGAUGACGGGCUGA